UCUUGAAGUGAGUGCAAAAGUCAAGACACAAGCUUAAUGACUUGAUUCAAGAGAUCUCACAACACAAACCAUGCAUCAUGCAACCUAAGAUGGGAACCAGAAAGUCUUCCCAAAGAAUUCAGUCAUGAUUAAAUAUCCAACUAUUUAGAUCUGGUUUCCCAGUAAAAUGUAAACUCUCAGAAAACAGGAAUUUUGCCUUUCUUCUUCACCUUCAGCAUGAUCACCUAAACACAUCAUAAAGCCUUCUAUCUACUAGAUCAUUAAUUAAUAAUUAAUAUUUGAAAAAUUCUGGAUUCACAUGAUAGAAAUCACAGCCGACCCUCAGCCCUCAAGAGUUGGUUAUAAAUAAUUGUGCUCAUGUUAACUACAGAGUAAACAUUACAUAAUUAUCACUUGAAAAUCUUUUGUUGCUGUGGUUUCCAGAUGUUCUCAGUGUCCAGAUAUUCCAGCUGUCCAUCUCUCAGAAAUCCAGCUCUGUCUCACUAUGGAGGCCACAACCUGUAAUGGCUCAGUGGACAGAACCCCCGUCUUCUACCUGGUGGGCAUCCCGUCUCUACCAGAGUUCUUCUUCCUCCCCAUGUUCUUUAUUUUCCUCCUGUUCUACCUUCUCAUUCUCACAGGUAAUGCCCUGAUUCUGGUGGCCGUGGUGGCAGAGCCAAGCCUUCACAAGCCCAUGUACUUCUUUCUGAUCAACCUCUCAGCCUUAGAUAUUCUUUUCACAACUACCGUCCCCAAGAUGCUGUCCCUGUUCCUGCUUGGGGACCACUUCCUCAGCUUUCCUUCCUGCUUACUGCAGAUGUACCUCUUUCAAAGCUUUACAUGCUCAGAAGCCUUCCUCCUGGUGGUCAUGGCCUAUGACCGCUACGUGGCCAUCUGCCGCCCACUGCACUACCCCGUCCACAUGACCCCACAGACUAAUGCUGCACUGGCGGCCAGUGCCUGGCUCACUGCCCUCCUCCUGCCCGUCCCAGCGGUGGUGAAGACUUCCCAGAUGGCAUAUAACAACAUUGCCUACAUCUAUCAUUGCUUCUGUGACCACUUUUCUCUAGUCCAGGCCUCCUGCUCCGACACCACCCCCCAGACCCUCAUGGGCUUCUGCAUCGCCAUGGUGGUCUCCUUCCUCCCCCUUCUCCUGGUGCUUCUGUCCUACGCUCACAUCCUGGCCUCGGUGCUUCGCAUCAGCUCCCGAGAAGGACGUUCCAAGGCCUUCUCCACCUGCAGCUCCCACCUCCUGGUGGUGGGCACCUACUACUCGUCAAUUGCCGUGGCCUAUGUGGCCUACAGGGCUGACCUGCCCCUGGACUUCCACAUCAUGGGCAAUGUGGCCUAUGCUAUUCUCACACCAAUUCUUAACCCACUCAUUUAUACCCUGAGAAAUAAGGAUGUCAAGGCUGCCAUCAUGAAAAUUAUAUCUCAAAAACCAGGCAGGGACAGGGACAUUUAACCUUUAAGUGCAGCCAAUUCUGCUCCCAGGACUCCAAAUAAUGGUGCUUAGCUUGGAGUGGAAACUCAAUAAAUAUUGUUGAAUGAAUAAAUUAAUCAUAUAAAAUAGUAAAAUAAAAUUCAACUGAGUAGACAGCUCCAAAAGUGAUUUUCAUACUUUGGUCCAGGGUUUUCUCCCUGGUGCAAUGGAAUGAUGUGAAUGUGCACAGGAAUCUGGAGUUGUAUAAAAUUUUCACUACUGAAUAAUUCAACAAUAGUUUGCUGAAAUAAAAAAAAAAAAUCUGCACGGCAGGGAAAAAAAAAACCCUUUAUAAACAAAGUCAAAAAAUAAAAGACAUAGCCCAGGAAAAGAACAACUACUUAUAAUACAUGAAGAGCUCUUCAAACUUUAGAAGAAAAAGUCUAAUAUUUCAAUAUAAAAAUGGGCACAAUGUGAAUAGAUAGAUGACCAAUGCCUGGCCUUCACACAAUUAAAAGGUAUUUCAUCUACUAUCUAAAAUGUAUACAAACUAAAACUAUUCCUCAAUGCCGUAUUUUACUUACUUAGAAAAGCAAAAACCUAAGAUUUUGACAAUAUUCCUGGAAAAAGUAGAUGUCUCAUAAGUCUCUUGUGAGGAUGAAAAAUUAGUACAGUGCUACUAUAAGUAGCCAUCAAAGGUAUUUAUGCUCUCCCCUUUUAUUCAGUAAUCUCACUCUAGGAAUCUGUCCCAAAGAUUGACUGGCAAUCAUUCUUUAGCUUACACAUUCAUCAAUAAUGGCCUGGUUGAAUAAAAUAUAAAAAUGUAUAAAACACAUACAUUUUCCUUUUUAGGAAAGGAAAUGAGUCAGGAAAGGAAACAAGUAAGCUCUACAUGUUGACAUGGUGUCAUUCUUAAGAUAUAUUGUUAAGUAAGUAGAGGGAGCAGUUGGGCACAGUGGUGCAUGGCUAUAAUCCCAGUGACUUGGGAGGUUGAGACAGGAGGAUCGAAAGUUUGAGGCCAGCCAGGGUAGUGAGAUCUUGUCUCAAAAUAGAAUAGAGUAAAAGCUGGGGAUAUAGCUCAGUGGUAGAUCACCCUUAGGUUGAAUCUCUAUUAACACCACACCCACGCACACACACACACAAAGCUACAAAACAGUGUUUUCACAAGAAAAAAAAAUUUAAAACUUGCUUAAAUUUUCAGAAAAAAAAGCUUUAAAAAUAUGAUUCUAUGUUAUCCUCUCUUUUAGCUUAUUAUUGUUCUUUAGUGGUUGUCCUUGUGUUUAUGAUAUACAUUUUUAAUUAAUUACAACCUAACCUUUAUGUGAAAAGAAACUUGUACCAGUAGAUCCCCCAUUCUGUGUGCUGUCUCAAACCUUCUACUUUUAUAUAUGUUCUAAACACACAGAACAUUGCUACUUUUGCUUUUGACAGUCAGUCACCUUUUGAAGCAAUUAAACAAAGAAAUUAAUUGCA
Molecule: messenger RNA, 2875 nt
Organism: Marmota monax (woodchuck)
Lineage: Eukaryota; Metazoa; Chordata; Mammalia; Rodentia; Sciuridae
Product: olfactory receptor 2AT4
Biological process (GO): G protein-coupled receptor signaling pathway
Cellular component (GO): membrane
Molecular function (GO): G protein-coupled receptor activity; olfactory receptor activity
Source: RefSeq, a predicted model, not a curated record